This is a messenger RNA of Helicoverpa zea (corn earworm), 853 nucleotides long. It is a transcript of the gene Prosbeta6, whose product is annotated as proteasome subunit beta type-1. The record is from RefSeq and is a predicted model, not a curated record. NCBI's taxonomy places the organism in Eukaryota, Metazoa, Arthropoda, Insecta, Lepidoptera, Noctuidae. The transcript has a single exon. Bases 130 to 828 code for a protein of 232 amino acids. Gene Ontology annotation, cellular component: proteasome core complex.
AAUGACAGCUUGAUUGUGUUGCACAAAUCUGAUUCUGAAUUUGUGCAUGUCAUUCGUCGGACGCUGACUGGCUGUUUAUUGUAAAUUAUUUCAUAAAGUUGUUUAAAAUCAUUAUUGACAAAUAUCAAAAUGCUGAGUGUUGGCGGAAAUUUUCCUGAAUAUGCUGUUCCUGGCGCUAAACAAGUUCGCUUCGAGCCGUACGCUGACAACGGAGGAAGCAUCGUUGCUAUUGCCGGUGAUGAUUUUGCAGUAAUUGGUGCUGAUACACGUCUUAGUACGGGAUUCUCGAUCUACACAAGGGAACAAAAGAAAUUGUUUAAGCUGUCCGACAAAACUGUAUUGGGCGCGACCGGCUGCUGGUGCGACACGCUGACUCUCACCAGACUGCUCUCUGCCAGAAUGCAGAUGUAUGAACACGAGCAUAACAAGUCUAUGUCGACUCCUGCCGUGGCUCAGAUGCUUUCCACGAUGCUCUACUAUAAGCGGUUCUUCCCAUAUUAUGUGUCUAAUGUGUUGGCUGGUCUGGAUGCUGACGGAAAAGGCUGCGUGUACAGCUACGACCCUAUCGGCCAUUGUGAACGCUCCAACUACCGCGCUGGUGGCUCAGCGGGUGCUCAGCUGCAGCCCCUGCUUGACAACCAGAUAGGGCUUAAGAACAUGCAGAACGUUACAGAAGCCCCCAUACCUAAAGAGAAGGCUUUAGCCUUACUGAAGGAUGUGUUCAUCAGCGCUGCUGAGCGUGACAUUUAUACUGGAGACUGCAUUUACAUAUUGAUUAUUACUGCAAGUGGCAUCCAAGAGGAGAAAUUUGAAUUGCGUAAAGAUUAAUAGUGAAAUAAAUAUAAUUUCAAGA